AUGUUUAUUGUGUGGCGACUAUUUUUUCAAAGAGCCCGACAGUCAUGUCUACAUCAAUUUCUGGUGUUUGAUGUGUAUUACACUUUACAAGUGCUGACAGUUGGUUUAUCAUUUGUCAACGUUAUAAUUAUCAGUUUUGAUCGCCACUAUGCCUUGGACAGACCUCUGGUGUAUAUAACUCGCGCCACUAAAACAGGUGGGUCUUUUACUUGAGCAUUUGAUAAAUAAAGCCUCUCAGAAGAAUAGAUAUAUGGACAAUUUCACUGUAAGUAACUAUAGUUACUAAGGGUAUAAUAGAGUUCUAACUGGUCCAGGAUUAAGGCAUUUAAUCAAAGAGCUGGAAUAUUUUGCCCAAGAUCGCGCGCUCUCAUUGGUUACGUGGAAGUCACGUGACACCUAGGCCUAGAAAUAGACUGUUUCCCGCCAAAAGUGUCUAAGUAGGUUCCAUUGCAAAAUGUAUGGAAUUAGUGACGGCUUGCUGAUGUUUACUUUCAAAAAUUUGUUCACAUAGGUUUUUCUUUGUGUGCUAUAUUUCACCCAGGGAAACAAGUUAAUUAUGUUUCUCUUAAAUCUCAUUAUUUUCUAAACUGCGUACCGAAAAUAACUUAUUUAUGCUCUAAACUCUGUAAUAAUGAAACACACACAAGCAAAUACACAACAAUGAAUUUAUUGUAUAGGAGGAAUAGGUCGGCAGUGGUAUAAUACGACCUCCUAACAAACACAACUUACAUGAUACAGAAGUAUAAAUGAUAGGAAAAAUACAAACUGAAUCUAAACCCACUCUGCCAAAAGUGAAUAAAUUAAAUUCCAAUGUGCAAAGGAACAUAAAGACGCGAGUCGACUUUAUCGUGGACGUAGCCGUCUUUAGCUGAAUCUGACUUCCACCUUCCGUGAACUUUGAAAAGCCGAUCUGGAACAUUCAGAUUGGCAGCGGAAGUAGCUCCUCCGGACCUAAAGCUGUGACUACUAAACUUAGAAGGGUCUAACCCAAUAGCUUUCAGCUUCCCCUUAAGAAUUUCUCCCGCCCUGCUAGCAGUGAGGGGCUUUGAAGACAAGACAUUGCCCUUGAAAUCCUUGUCGUACCGUAAGGAUCUGAAAAUAAAAUUCUGAGAAAAAGAAAAAAUCCUGGCAGCUUCUAAGUACUUAAUAAGGUAUGUAUAAGGGCAAGUAAAAUUGCCUGUCUUGGCAAUAUAAACUCAGGAACCCUCUCUGUACCUAUCAGUCUUGCUAACUUCUAUGAAAAUCUUAUAAUAGAGAUCUUCAGUUACAAUAUUAGAUCUCCUAAUGCUUAAAAGCUCGGAAAUGCGGAAAAAGCCAGCAUAUACGAGUAAACACAUACAGACAAACCGGAUAUCAAGUAAGUUACUACUAUACUUUCCCCAUAAUGCUGCAAAAUUAAGCCAAGGAUCUCUGGGGUAAUGGGCUCCGCCUUCUUGACAGGUAUACGAGGAGCACGACUGGAAGCCUCAACAAUAGACCUGACGAGAAAGUUGUCAUACGGAUUGGGAUUCUCAAAACCUGAUAACUUAUGUACCCAGUUAAUAGCGUAAAAAACGCCGUAAAUGGUGGAACUACCUAACGAAUUUUCUAAUAAAUGAUGCAAAUACAAGGAAACUGUGAAGGAAGUAGCUGGGAGAAAAGAAACCUCCCCAGUGCUCUGUAAGCACCACGCUUUAAACUUACAAAAUGAUUUACAAUAAUUAAUAACUGUGUUAUCAGCUCGAGAAUUAAAGGCAGAGAGCCAAAACUUCUCACAAAGUAAAACGCCAAACGUCCGACUGGCAGCUGCUUUAACAUCUGAAGCAAAAAAUAGAGAAAAUAAAAUGACAAAAAUGACCAAAGAAAAAAUAUGUCAGAAAAAUACAACACGUAGUGAAACAAGGCAAGGUUGGGUCCAAGUGGUCCCAAGAAAAACACAGAAAAAUAUUACCACUAAGGGCCAAAGUGGCCCUUGCGUAAUAAAAAAGACCAAGUGGUCCACAAAGCAAGGAUCCAAGUGCAUCCCAAAACACUCGGAUACCAUGUGGUAUGAGCGUAAGAACUCUAUAAACUGCAGAGAAAAAACCCCCUACAAGACUGAAAAAAGGGGGGGGUUAACUACGGCCUCUCUAGGAAAACCGCAAGAACAAAACCCCUGAACGAAAAUUAGGUGGUCCAGAAAGGGAAUUUUUAUAGUUACCCAAAACGAAAACAUCAGUACCUAAGGGGAUCUCAAAAAUAUCAGAGAAUAUGGGAGACAACCCUCGUCAGUAAAAAUUAAAGGCCAAAAUGGGGCGGAAGGCCAAGCAGGAAUAACAAGUGUAGCGCGACCGCCAAGGGCAACCAUGUGAUUAAGGACCUUGGGGAUGAGAAAAAUAGGUGGAACGAGCCAAUUAUUCUCGCCGGCCCAAGAAACAGAAAAGGCAUCAACCGCCUCUGUACCAGGGCACCAAAACCUGCUAUUAAAACGGGGCAACUGAGUAUUCUCAUGAUUCGCAAACCGGUCCACAGAAUGAGGACCCCAUUUCUCUUCGGCCAAAAGGAAAUAGUCCCUGUUGACCCGCCAAUCAUCAUAAUCCACAAUUCUGCUCAAAAAAUCAGCUCUAUCAUUAGCCGAUCUCGGAAUCCAUUCGAUUUCCAAUGUGAUGCAACUGAGCAAGCACAUACUAAAAAUACGCAAAGCUAAGCAUUGCAAAUCUUCCUUCAUGCUUCCUACUUCAACGAUGCUAGCAACACUCUGAUUGUCAGUAUACCACUUAAUAGUGCGCCCUUUAAGUAAAGGCAAAAAAGAUUCUAGACCCAAGGAAACGGCCUUAAGUUCCCUGUAAGAGGAGCUCUUCUACGCCUCAUCAACACUCCACAACUUGUGAGAAAUGGUGUUGUGAAGAUCUAACAUAUAACUGGCGCAGCCUGUAGAACUCGCCUCGGAAUAACACACACGGGAAUAAUGGAACUGUGUAGACAAGAGGCGCCUACUAUUUAGGGAAGGAAUGUUCUCUUUCCAAAAACAUAAUUCCUUCAGAGUUGAACCCGACAGGGAAAUUUUUUCGUCCCAUGUAGGGCUUCUUAAAAUAUCAAAAUGAGAGUACCUUGUCAUAAUACGAGUAAUGUUACCAAAGACGAAACCCAUAGAGAUAACCUUACCGACAAACUGAGCCAAUUUUCUAGCAGUACUAGAAGGAUACUGAGAACGAAUUGAAUCAAUAACCUGUACGACACUGAGAAUCCUAACCGAAGGAAUGGAAAUAGUAUGAACGGCUAAAUCACUACAAUAACCCAACCAGACUAAACAAGAAGUUGGUUGCCAAAUCGAUUUACUGUCAUUAGGCAGGAAACCAGAAAGCUGAAGCGAAGUCUUAACAAAUAAUUAAGCAGCUUCGCAGCGAGCGAAAUCACGGGCGGAACCAAGCCCGUCAUCAAGGUAAACUGUUAUUCUCACAGCAUGACUUCUCCAAUAUCGGACGAGAACAGGAACAACCUUAGUGAAAAUAUAAGGAGCUGAGGAGAGCCCAAAAGGGAGUACUGUGACACAAAAAAUUUCCUUACGCCAUUAACAACCCAAGAAAACCCUAAAAAAGUUUGAUGAUCCUGCAAAAUAUCAAUAUUGUGGUAGCCAGAUUUGGGAUCAAAUUUAAACAUGAAAUGAUCGGAAGGAAGAUAAACACAAGCGUUUCUAAUAUCCUCAAACUUAAACUUUCAUUUCCAGAUAUGUUUAUUGACAUGCCUGAGGUCUAAAAUCAACCUCUUCUUGCCGCAACUCUGUAUGGAAACAGACAAGGGAUUGACAACAUGAGGAGGACUAGAUACUUGAACAACUGAACCUGACAAAAUAAACUCUUGAAUAGCCUUCAAAACAAAAUCAGCGUGAGUAAGUGCUGAAUAGUUAUUGUCGAAAAACGCAUUGUGAGGAAAUGUAAUAAAGGGUAUGGCAUACCCCUUGUUAAUAACCCGGAGAAUGAAAUCAUUUGCACCUAACGUAUCCGCCCAAAAGCUAAAAUGACCUUUAAGCCUACCCUUAACCGAUUGAAUACUAUCGGGAGAAUUCUCAAAUUCAAAACACUCCUCUAAAGCUGGACCUUCGUCAAAAAUACCUUCAAGAGUUUCAUUUACUGCUUUACUAUCAGCAGUGGAACUACUGCUGCCCAGAAGAACCACUGUCUUUACUUGAAAAGCUUUGGAUCUGUUUGUAGGUUGAUCCGGGAGUGAAGAAUAAGUUAGGGCAACUUGCUCUCCAAGAAGCAGAUGUCAUAACGGCCUUUAACAAAGGCGCCCUUUGACGUUUGAGGACGAAAAUUAGUAAAAUUUCUUGAAGUGAUAGAGGAGACAGCCGAUGAAAACCCCGAGGAAGUCUCUGGGCGCUGAAUGACCUGUAAAGAAAAAAGGAAGAAAGAGGAAAACCAAGUGACGGUCGAUUACACCCACUGAAAUGACCUAAAGUAAGAGCACAACACGUGGUGAACCUAUUUAAACACAACCCAACAAUAAGCGUGAUGAACACGCCAGAAUGCAGUACGCAUUACCUAACCUCCAUUCGCACGCAUAAUUCCCUACGCACCGAGCAUAAAAACAUAUGUUUACCUCGGCUCAUCCGUGUAAGUCAAAACAAUAGAUACUUUUUUCAUGUUAUAAAGUCGAAGAAGGGUUUCAUAUACGAUUCAAGAGACAUUCAUUGCCUUAAACUCACUUCUUGCAGUACCGGUCUUAAGUUUAGGAAAAGUUCGAAAAGUUCGUCUCCGGGACAAACGUGGAUCUUCAAAUGCGAUGAACUAAACUAAUAAAUCAAACCUUUGUACAAAUGAAUGAUAAAUAUUUAGCCUCGUUCGUGUGAAAUUUCGACGUCCAAUAGACGAUCUUAGCUUAGUUUUGUUCGACCCAGAUUCGAAUUUUGUUCGUCUUAUGAAAAGUUCGACCUUUGGCCUUAAGGCCUUGGAUACCUUUACUCAGGUAUAUUAAAGCCUGGGACUGCCACUUUUUUGCUCUGGAAUGUAAGGGGGUAGUCUAUCUUUGAAAGAAAAUGUGUGGUAGGUUUACAGUCAUUCCAUUAUCUAUGUUAUUUUUUCUUUGAGGAUUCUGGAGGCAGGGUAAAAAUACUAUUAUUGAGAAUUUUUUGUGGUAUUGUUUUACCGAUCUAAAUUAAUUUCCAAAUUUAACUGGAAUGGUGGUAUGCCUACCCUUGAUGAAUGUUUUCGGUUUGAGUCACGUGACACCUAUUGUGACAACUUUCAAUCAGACUUAACCUUUACAACAUGCUUAAGCUCUUACCUAAGUUUCCCAUCAAUAUGUUGCUUAUUUACAGAGAUAGACCACCCCCUUCAUUUUUUCAUAUAGUUUACGUGCCUUAAUUGACCCAGUCCUUAAUAUACCGUUUCCAUAUCAGGUCUGUAAGCACCGCGAGGACGGCAUCGAGAUCGUCACAAAACAGUUGGUUUACGAGCAAAAGAACGGCUCGGCACGCGCAUGCUGAUACAUUUCUUGAACAUUGAUUGGCCGACUACGACGUGAACCUUCCUAAUGCGAAGUAAGAUCGAGGACGUGAAAGAAAAAUUCCUUUUUAGUAAAAUUUCACUUAUUGUGUAUUGUCAUUAGUCUACAUGCGGCUGCCUUUAAACUAACCUUAUUUUAUUCGAUCCUGUUUUGCGGGAGCAGUUAAAGUUGCCAUCUUCACAAACAUAAUCUGGCUGCUGUUAACAAUCCUCGUUCUAUUUGCUUUGCCUCCCGUACCAGGCUUCAUGUUGGUGACUACCUUUGGUGUGCUGUUUCUGGUUGUUCCGCCUGUUAAUUACAUUAGAGCACUGCUCGGUAUUCGUAGUCAUAACGCUCAGUUGGGUGAUGCAGUUACGCUCCAGAUGUCGAUAGUAUUGCAGCGCGAGAAAAAAGUUGCACUUGAUAUGUGCAUUGUUGGCGGCUUGCUGUUCGCCUCUUUGCCACCAGCUUUUGGCAUGUCGAUUGUUCAAAAGAGAUAUCCUCGGCUACACUCCGUUCUGCUUCCAUGGAGUUUGACAAUGUCGUUUAUACCGUCCUGUGCGAAUUUAGUGAUUUACUUUGUACGUUUUAAGAACAUGAGAAAUGCGUUUAAAUCUAUUAUCAACAUAUAA
Messenger RNA from Porites lobata, 6074 nucleotides. The record is from the annotation of a GenBank genome assembly. Lineage: Eukaryota; Metazoa; Cnidaria; Anthozoa; Scleractinia; Poritidae.